CUCCGUAUCCGACAUCACACCAUCACAUACCAUUACCUCUCAUGCUGGCCACAAUCACUACCAUUCGUAGAGUGGCGCCUGUGAACACCAUAGCAAGUGCCGCGGCUUGUGUGCGACAGCUCGCCACCCAGAGCUCUGCGGUCGGACAGAGCACUGAGCAGGACUAUAUUACACAGACGCGACAACUGCUUCAGGAUGCCCGCCCUGCUCUUCCUCGGUUUAGUCUUCAGGGCGAGAAUAUUCGGCCGAUCCUUGGCCCUUCACAGUUUUACAGCGAAAUGAAGGAUCAUAUCCGCAAUGCGCAGAGGUCGAUUACAUUAGCAGCCCUCUACCUCGGACAUUCCGAGAGCGAUCUUAUCACAGCUUUAUCAGAUGCCUUACGAAGCCGACCUAAUUUGAAGUUGAAUCUAUUGUUGGACUCAUUACGUGGCACACGGGACUCAGGAAAGGGCAGCUCUGCAUCACUUCUAUAUCCUCUUCUCAAGGCGUACCCGAAUCAAGUCUGUAUUUCGAUGUACCAUACUCCGGACCUCAGCGGAUUAUUGAAACGAGUCAUGCCGCCGAGAUUUAACGAGGGUAUUGGAUUGAUGCAUAUGAAGGUCUAUGCAUUUGACGACACGCUGAUCAUGAGUGGGGCGAACAUGAGCCAUGAUUACUUUACGAACCGCCAGGAUCGAUACAUUACGUUCUGCAACAGGGAUAUCACUGAAUACUACUGCGAUCUAGUUUCCACAGUAUCGUCAUUCUCAUAUACUAUGCAGGAGAAGGACAACCACUUUACCCUGGGCAUUGCGAAUGGAGUUCCCGACCCAGUGCAGGAGAGCAGGCAGUUCAAGCGGCAUGCAACAAACACAAUGCGUACAUUCUUGAAAAAAUGGACAAAAGUUCAGCAGUCGCCCGACGAUCCAUCCUACGACACGACCUUAUACCCGCUUGUUCAGAUGGGGCCAUUUGGUUUGCGACAAGACGAGCGGGUGACCCUUUUGAUGCUGGAGCGCAUUCUUCACGCGAACAAGCAAGAGGAACCGACCAAACUGUUUAUCACUUCUGGAUACUUCAACUUUGAGAAGAAAUACAGCCAGACGAUCGUGCAAUCUAAAGCAGCAGACGUGUGUCUAAUUGCAGCUUCACCAGAGGCAAAUGGAUUCUAUAAUUCCGCAGGUAUCUCGAAAUACAUUCCGCCGGCCUAUACACUUAUCGAGCAGCGAUUCCUUAAAGAUGCGAAGCGUGCAGGAAAUGCUGAGCGGAUAAAAAUCGAAGAAUAUCAUCGUAAAGGAUGGACAUACCAUGCAAAAGGUCUUUGGGUCUAUCCACCACACUCGGAUCUGCCCGUCAUGACAACCAUCGGGUCGCCCAACUUUGGAUAUCGGUCGAUCGUUCGUGAUCUGGAGGCGCAGCUUUUCCUUGUGACAUCAAACCAGGGCUUACGGAAGAGUCUUCACGAGGAACUGAGCAGUCUGCGCCAGCAUGCACACCCUGUGACGGAGGCUACAUUUAAGGCUCCGGAUCGGCAGGUGCCUGUGUGGGUUGGAGGUGCUAGUAGAGCUAUUAGGACCAUGCUCUGAAAUAAAAUUGUUGCGGUAGCCCAGAGCCUCGAAUCAUUUCACAAGAGCCGAAGGAGUGGACCGCAGGGACCGCUUCUGCAUCCACAUCCGCAUCCAAUAACAUGGUCUGAGACUGGAGACAUCUCGACAUCGGAGGUUUGUUCUUGCGGAGCCUUUGACAUACUUUGUUGCGUCCGCUUCUGGCA
Molecule: messenger RNA, 1750 nt
Organism: Gamsiella multidivaricata
Lineage: Eukaryota; Fungi; Mortierellomycota; Mortierellomycetes; Mortierellales; Mortierellaceae
Product: CDP-diacylglycerol-glycerol-3-phosphate 3-phosphatidyltransferase-like protein
Exons: 7
Coding region: 42-1565 (507 amino acids)
Biological process (GO): cardiolipin biosynthetic process
Cellular component (GO): mitochondrion
Molecular function (GO): CDP-diacylglycerol-glycerol-3-phosphate 3-phosphatidyltransferase activity
Source: RefSeq, a predicted model, not a curated record